Pocillopora meandrina is the source of this 7293-nucleotide messenger RNA. NCBI's taxonomy places the organism in Eukaryota, Metazoa, Cnidaria, Anthozoa, Scleractinia, Pocilloporidae. The record is from the annotation of a GenBank genome assembly.
CCACAAUCCAAAAUGGCGCCGGCGACGGAGCAAAACACCAAUACCACAAUCCAAUUUCAUCUCGCUCCCUGUUUCACGAAAAUGCGUUCCUUAUAAAAGCUAUUUAUUACAGUUCAUAUCUCUUUUGUUUUGCCGGUCUAGUUGUCAAUUAAGUGAACAAUGUAGUAGCAUUUCAGCCCAGACUUCUUAUCAAGAUGCCCAGUUCCCGUAAUGAGAAGGAAUUGAGCCCUUCUGCUCGAAAUCAUAGCAAAGGCAAAAAGUCAUCCCAUAAGCAAAAGAAACAUAGAAAACGCCCCAAAACUGAGGACUCGGUUGAAAAGCUAAAGGAGCAAUACGAAGAUAUUUCCUCCGCUUCAGAAGAAACCGAACAGUUGCCUGUUCAAAGGUACAGCUCGAUCUCACGGAGCCCCUCGCCCGUUGCGUCGAAAAAGUCGAAGCCUAGUGUCAAACGAAAGAAGUCGAGAAAGGAUAGCACUGUACAAGGAUCAAGCAAAAAACGUAAGAAACAUGGCAAGUCGCCCAUGAAUCUUCCGCCAAUGGAGGGAAGCGCUUUGUCGCCAGUUUCUAGGUCGAAAUGGAAAGACGUGACAUCGUCUCCUAAAAUGCUGUCGAACAGGGAUACCUUUGAGCACUAUUCGCCUGUGCGUACUUCAUCAAAGCGGCGAGGUUCUGAGUCGCCUCAUGUUCCAAGAGCUUACCGACCAAAGUCACCAAGCAGGAGUCCUAUGAUGAAUAGGAAAGUUUGGUCAAGGUCUCCUUUCAGCCAUAGAUCAAGAUCACCAUCACCUCCUCCCUAUGGAUCAAGAGGGAGGUCACCCAUGACAACGUUCAGAUCUCAAGAGAGAUCUCCAUAUCGCUCACCUAUAGGACAAUUCUCACCAUAUGACAGCCGUAGCAGGUCUUACAUGCCCUACAGCAGGAGACGAACACCCUCACCAUAUGGACGUCAUUCGCCAUCACCACCCUUUAGGAAUUCAGGUUUAAGGAAUAGGAAGAAUCAAAGGAACCCUAACAGACCACGCAGCAGGUCUUUGUCACCACUUCCACCAGCACGCUCCAAUAACAGAAGUCGCACACCUCCAAAGAGGACCCAACGCCGUAGCACACCUCGAAGCCCAAAUGUUCAUCAAUCAGGUCAAAAGUCUGGAGGCAAGAAUGCAUUGUGGCAGAGAUCAAGUUCUUCAAGAAAUGACACCCUAAGGAAAGUAGAUGAUAAGUCUGUAAGUCGAGACUCUAGAGAUAAAAUAUCAACUACCAAGGAUUAUUUAUUUAAGGACAAAGGCAGAGUUGAUACUGUAGAUGGAGUGAGCAAGAAUUCAGUGAAGGAUGUCAUCAACAAAUCAAAACAAAAUUUAGAACCUAGUGCAAAAGAUUCCCCAGUAGAUGUCCUUGCAAAGGAAGCAAAUUUUACUUCAUCUAGAGUUAAGACAGAAUGUGAAGAAACCAAAAAACCAACUCAAAGUGAAUCAAUACCAGCUCUUCCGCUUCCUCCUUUGAAUGAACCAGUGCCACCACCUCUUCCCAGUGAGGAGCCACCUCCUUUACCUCCAGAUGAAGAGAAGCCACCACCUCCUCCUGCCCCGACAUUACCACCACUACCUUUGCCACCAGAACUUCCAGGUACUCCAGGUGAAUCUCCAACUUCAUACUCACCACGCUCCCCGGGAGGAAAACUUCCUGAAUCUCCUAAGUCAACACAACAUUCCUUUCCACCAUUACGACCUUUAAAGGAUACAGAUGCCUCUGUGUUACCUUCAGAGUCAGGACCAAGCAGUCAGAGUGAAACACCACUGUCAACACCAGAUACCACUCCAAAGACUCCAGCUGAGAGUGAGUGGGGGGAAAGAUGUGUUGACAUGUUUCAAAUCAUUGAUCAAGUUGGAGAAGGAACAUAUGGGCAAGUUUAUAAAGCAAAAGACAAGAUUACAGGUGUGUAUACGUGGAUUUAACACUCAAUGAACACUGCUUUGCUGUAAACAUGAACUACUUUCAAGUUUUGGCUGUUUUCAUAAUUAAGUUAUCUUUUAUUGAGAAGCACUGGACCUAGUUACAGUAUACAUGAUGUAAGCCAAGCAAAUUUGGAGCCUUGUUUGACUAAUGGUAUGAAUGUUCAAGUCAAUAAUUUUAUUUUAUUUGGGUCAAAUCGUCAUAGUUCUUUAAGAAAGGUAAACACAAAUCCACCAAAAUUGGAAGUUAUUCUGCCUGAAUUUCACCUCAACUUGAAGCUUAUACACAUCUUCCAGUGUAAAUAUCCUUAAAACUGAAUCCAGUCUGCUAAUCAUAGGGUUUAAGGAAAUGUUGUUCUUGCAUUAACAGGGGAACUGGUUGCCCUGAAAAAAGUACGGACUGACAAUGAGAAGGAAGGUUUUCCUAUCACAGCAGUGAGAGAGAUCAAAAUCCUUCGACAGCUGAAUCAUCACAAUAUUGUGAACUUGAAAGAAAUUGUCACAGACAAACCAAAUGCUCUUGAUUUCCGAAAAGAUAAAGGUCAGUAAGAUAUUGAUUCUGGUGUUUAGGUUUUCUUCUUUCAGUACACGUUCUAUACAACAUUUUUUUUACAAGUGUGGAAUUGUGACAAUGUUAAUAACUUUGGAAUUAAUAAAUAGUGUCAAUGAGUUAUUGAUGGAUUUGUUUCAUAAUUGAUGUCAGGUGGGUUUUAUCUUGUGUUUGAAUACCUGGAUCAUGAUCUGAUGGGUGUGCUGGAAUCUGGUUUGGUUCAUUUUACGGAAGAUCACAUCAAGUCUUUCACAAAACAGCUUUUAGAUGGCCUCAGCUACUGUCAUCGCAAAAAUUUUCUUCACCGAGACAUUAAGUGCUCCAAUAUUUUGCUGAGUAACAAGUAUGUAUUGUACAUUUGAACACUUCCUUUCUAUGUGACAAGCAGGCAGUAACAACUUUUGUACUUACUCUCACUUCAUUGUAACUUGUAUUAUUAUCACAGACAAGUUAAUUUCUUAGUUUUGACGGUUAAGAAUAUAUGAAAGUCAUAUAUUUGAACUGCGGAUAAAGAAGUGAAUGAAAGUGAUCCUCGCAGUGAUGUGCACUACUUAGGCAGUAGUGAAAAUAAGGCCUGAAAAAAAAUUCAGGCCUGUACGGGAUUUGAACCCAUGACCUCUGCGAUACCGGUGUAGCACUCUACCAACUGAGCCAACAAGCCAACUGGGAGCUGGUCAUGAUGGUGGUUCUAAAUAAACCCGUGAAGUGAUGAAUAGACGGUUAAGAAUAUAUGAAAGUCAUAUAUUUGAACUGCGGAAAAAUAUUGGAGCACUUAAUGUCUUUAUCCGCAGUUCAAAUAUACGACUUUCAUAUAUUCUUAACCGUCUAUUCAUCACUUCACGGGUUUAUUUAGAACCACCAUCAUGACCAGCUCCCAGUUGGCUUGUUGGCUCAGUUGGUAGAGCGCUGCACCGGUAUCGCAGAGGUGAUGGGUUCAAAUCCCGUAUAGGCCUAAAUUUUUUUCAGGCCUUAUUUUCACUACUGCCUAAGUAGUGCACAUCAAUGCGAGGAUCACUUUCAUUCACAUUUCUUAGUUUUGUUUUAUAACAUUUCUGACUAGUCAGUUGAUAUUUUAUGAUAGUAGCACUCAGUAGCACAAAGAAUCUAUCUAUGAUUUCUCUUAUUGAAUUGAGGUUACUAGUCAUUUAUGAACAUACAAGAUUCCACCAUGAAGAGUUUUUAAAAGCCAACACUUCCAGCAUUAGCCUUUAGUCAGAAAUAUUUGCUGACACUCAAAAUGUCAGCCUUAGAAACUCUUUCCAUCACCAAUUGACUGUAGCAACUUAGUAGAUAGAACUAAAGUAUUUUGUAAUACCCAUCAUCUAUACAGUACCACAGAAACUUACACCUCUAUUCAUUUAUGAACUCACUGUUGUUAAUCUGCUUUGUGUCUCAAAAAUGUCUGCGUCUUUGCAGGGGAGAAAUAAAACUGGCUGAUUUUGGAUUGGCAAGACUGUAUGAGGCAGAUGAAAGGUGCAGUCUUAUGAUGCACUUUCAAUUCUUUCUUUCCCAAGAUCAGAUUAGUAAUUGUCCCUACUGAUGUCCAUCCAUUAGACAAAAGAAUCUGGUGUUAUAACAAACUAACAUGCACUAGCUGACAAGCCGUAAGUUUCUUUCAGACAGAACACAGCAGUUCUCCCUUCAUGUCAAGCCAGCUUGCAUGGCCUUUCUAUAGUACCCUUCAGUCGCCUGAAUAGCUAUUAACGCUAAAAGUAUUUCUUAAGGAAGAUAAUGUCUGGAAGAAGAUACAUACUUAUGUUUCACUGGAGAAGUACUAAAUUAUUUGCUCAAAAUAACUCUAGUUGACAGUGAAUGGAUGUUUCCAAGUCAUACAAACUGUGAUCUUUUAAAAAUUGAAAACUAUAUAAACCUGAUUAGGUAUCCUUAGUGGUUUUUCUUUUGGCAUUGGUGUAAAAAUUACUGGUAUUUAGUUAUGGAAAGCUAUUGCAGUGAAUGUCCUUUUUCAUACAAAGACACUUUUUUAACACAUCUCUGAAUAUAACAUUUCUUUUUUCUUUCAUUUCAAACUUUUGAUACAUUUAGGAGGCCAUACACAAAUAAAGUCAUCACAUUGUGGUACAGACCACCAGAACUUUUGCUGGGAGAAGAACGCUAUGGGCCUGGGAUAGAUAUCUGGAGUGUGGGGUAUGUGGAAAAUACUACAUAAUGCCAUUUAAUUGGAUUACAAAACUGGAUUAGAUUUGGUACAGUAUAUAUGUAGUGCUGACAGUUAUUAAACCAAGUCUCUCUCUUUAAGAACCCUUAUACUCAAUAGUAUUAUUGAUAUUCAUCUAAUUUCCUGCUUUCAGUCCUCUCUUUUUAUCUUUGUCUAUUUUCUAUCAGGUGUAUACUGGGGGAAUUGUUUACCAAGAAACCAAUAUUUCCUGCAUUGCAGGAGAUAGGUCAGCUGGAACUAAUCAGGUGAGAAAGGGAAUCAUACAUAGCUUAACCUACAAAUAGAUUGAAACACCAUGGCUGUUUUUACCUUUGUAUGAAAAAUUCCACCUUUUACCCCUACAUGAAAUAUGCAACCACCACUCCUAUGAACUUUGAACUUCUUUACUCCAAGACUAUCUUUGCUUCUCUAAAAUAUUAAAGAGAUAGGAAAGGGCUUCUUGAUUUAAAUAAAAUUAUGAAUGGAAUGAUGCAGUUCAAGAUAUACUUGCAUCAUUUGCCAUUAUAAGAUUGAGAAACCAGUGUUUUUUUGUUAGUUUUUGCAUGUGAAUAAACUUAGCAAGUAUUUUGCAACUUAUUUCUGAAGAUAAGUUAAAAAAUAAUAAAGUAAUAGUUAUGUGUAAACAAUUCCAAAAAUAUUUAAUGACCACAUAAGGUAAUUCUUAGAUUUUUUAAUUAAUGUUAGUGAUACCACUGACUAGAAUUUGUUUCUCUCAUUGUUUAGCCGUAUCUGUGGAACACCAACACCAGCAGUAUGGCCUGAUGUCAUCCAUUUGCCACAUUUUCACACAAUGAAGCCCAAGAAACAGUACCGCAGAAGAGUGAAAGAUGAAUUUUCUUUGUGAGUCACCUGUGAUAGAUGUCCUGUGUGUUUCUUGCUGCCUUUAGGAUUUUGAUAUUAUUGUUCAUAGCAUCCUAGUUUCUCUCCUUCGAAUCAUUGUACUGAAUUUAUUCUGCUAUACCCUUUCAAGUCUUUAGUUUCCUAUUUCAGCCAUGCUCUCUGCUUUGUUCUUUAAGGUUAUUCAGUGUGAUGUUCUUUUCCUUCUAAAAGGUGUUUAGUUACACUGUUAUUUCUUGUCAUAUCGUGUGCUGUCUUUUUUAGCUGAAAAAGAUACAUUUGAGCUUUUUUUUUUACUUUAUCUUUCACUGAGCAUUAAGGGAAUGUCUUGUUUGUCUCAAAGUAUGCCAGUUAAUGCAUUGGACCUGUUUGACCGCAUGUUGACACUGGAUCCUUCAAAGAGGAUCACAGCAGAAGAAUCACUACAACAUCCCUUUCUGAAGGAUGUUGUUUGUGAGAACAUCAGCCCACCAAGGUACUCUUCUUUCUUUUUUGCUCUAGUAACCUACUCUCAGGGAUCAAUGAAGUUAUCUUACUUAACUAACAAAUCCACAGAAGAGUAUUUUCCUUCAUGAACUUCCUUAAAUUGUUCUUUUAACUGAGAGAAUUGGUUUUUGUAAUUAGUGUGGAAUAAAGUACUUAAUACUUAGUGACAUUUUGUGUUCUUUCAGCUUACCAACAUGGCAGGACUGUCAUGAGAUGUGGAGUAAGAAACGCAGACGCAAAGGAGAGGGGAAAAUAGCUGAGGAUGCAGGCUCAGCAAAACAGACAAGGAGAGAGUCUGUUGUUGACAGCCUGGAAAAUUCCAACAGUCUUCCUGCAUUAUCAGCAACAGGAGAGCAAGAAGAGAGAUCAGUAGAACCACUUGAGUCUUCAACAAUUCUGCGCAGACAGAGCAUUGAGACAGUUGAAAUGGAAACAGAAGAAACUUCUGCUGAUGCUUAUUCCACACGAGAUGAUCAUGUGUUCUAUGAUAGAGAAGAAACACAUCAGUAUUCAUAUGCUGAAGACAACCCCAAGUCUACUUUCUUGCAGGAUUCAUAUUAUCAUGAUUACCCAAGGGACUAUCCAGGAGAAUCAAGCAACAAUUCUCACAAUGCCUCUGUUGAUGAGUUUUCUCAUACCUAUUCAAGAGAAAAAAGUGAUAACAGCAGGGGAAAUAGGUACUCGCAGUCCAAUGUGCAUUAUGAACAGUUGUCUCCUCCCACAGAUCAAGAAAGAUGUUCCUUUUCUGAUCGGUUUAGACAUUACAGUUAUGGAGAGGGAGGUAGUAACAAAGAUUACAAUAAUUCCUCCUCACGAUCAUAUAGGGAGGAGUCAGCACCUUAUCUUUACAGAGAACGUUACUCCGAAAGCUUUUCUCAAAAGCGUGAAGUCUUUGAUUACAGUGAUACACGUUAUGAUCGCCUCCCUGUUACUGCUGGAAACAGAGGUUCCAGUCCACAGCAUGGUGUGGAGUCCUAUCAAACAUGGUGAUAAAGAAUUUGGCAGAUGGUUUUUUUCUUUGCUUGAUGACCUUGCGAAUACUGGUGCUACAUCAGGAGAUAGUCAUUAAUACUGCUCUACUAGAGACUUGUAUAUAAUAUGAUAUAAUUUUAUUUUUAAGAAACAACUGCUAAUUAUCUUGGUAAAAGAGAGGCUGUGUCGUUAUCUCACCAGUAUGUAAUUUUUUUACAGACCAAACUAUCAUGUUACCACUGUAAGCAGCACAUUGUAAGCUGGUUGAUUUGAUAACAUGUCUGACCACUGCAGGACUUUUAUAAGUCAAUAAAAGUUGAUCUGGU